Seminavis robusta is the source of this 3624-nucleotide messenger RNA. The record is from the annotation of a GenBank genome assembly. Lineage: Eukaryota; Bacillariophyta; Bacillariophyceae; Naviculales; Naviculaceae.
GCAAGUAUUUACACGGCUCUUACGUCAGCAAAGGAUCUUCACUUUUGUUCGGCUGAAGUCUUGGCUUUGAUACAGUACUAGUAUCCUCAAAACUGUAUCCAGCGGUGUCAACGUGUGAACAUCACAACCAAAGCAACACUGAAGCAAAGACGCUAUCAUGCUACCUACGGUACUAGCUACCUCCGCGUUUUAAUGCUACCCUACCAUAUGGCAUAACAACAAUACAGUAAUAUGGCCACCCCUCCCGCGUUUCGAGAGGUUUUCACCUGCAAAUUGACCUCACCCACCACUUGCUAUUCGGUUCCCAGACAAGUUUCACAUAGGAAUAAUGAGGAGGAGGAGGAGGAUAAUAGUAAUACCCCUUGGACUACUUGGGCUCGUCUGGCCACAGAGCGACAUGUGAUGGAAGUCCAAAUGGAUAAUCGUCAUCAAGAUAAUCAAGUUUUCGUUCAACAAAAUCCAGUCUUGACUCCAUCGGGGAUACCCAAGAAAAUUGCCAAGAACCUACGGUGUGCCGGAUACGACUCUUGCGGUGAUUGGGAAGUCUUUGUAUUGCUGGAUGCAUCACGCGUGAGUGAGCAAGAGGAGGAGGAACUUCAGCCACACACAACCACAACACAACAGGGUGAUGACGGAACCAUUGUUACCAUGGAUGGAGCUGGGUCGACGGCGGCAGCUUCCAACACUAACAACAAUCGACCGAGACGACGAGUCUCCAGCAGUAAUAAUUCCGUAUCUUCGACGGACACGGGAACCACUGCCAUGACGGUCGGAUCCACCACCUCGGCUGCCUCAUCGGCCACACCGGCCGUCAUUAAUAUUGAUACCACAGCAUCAUCAUCCAUAUCCACCACCACGGCAUCAUCCGCCAAUGUUACUACUGGAAAUAAUAUUGCUACCAACAAUGCCGCUACUACUGGCAAAUUGGCCAACCUGGUGGAAGAAAAAGACGAAGAAAAGGACAAUGAUCAAGAAGAAGAAGAACAAAACAAACAACCCCUGGCCAGAAUUGUACUGCAGCAUUGCCAAACCAAACGACAAUUCUCCAAAGGAAUCGAGUAUCGACCUCUGGCUCCCAAAAUUGUUAUUUUGCAGCAGCCCAGACAAGAAUCCGAGACUGCCGUUGUAGGAGUGUGGGUUGGUAGUGCCGAUGAUACCAAGCUACGACUCUUUCGAACCCCCACCCAUGAUUGUACUAGUUUAGGUGCAGAGUCUUCUUCUUCUUCUUUGUCGUCAUUGUUGGUCGAGACAAACAUUAUGGGGUGCCCUGUUGACGACGAGGAAGAAAACACCACAACAACUAAUACAAAGGCAUUGUCACCAAUUUCCUUUCAGUCUCCCAUCAUGGCCAUUGAUUGUGUCUCAUUAUCACCACACGAGCAAGAGCAGCCAUCAACACCUCGUGCCGGCAAUCUACCAACAUUAGAAAGAACAGAAGAUGAUUUUGCUAGUGAUGAUGAUGGAGAGGAGGAACAGGGGUUAGUAUUGGAGCGACCAAAAGAUCAUAAGGAUACGAGCAUCACCGAUACAGAUACACGGGGCUUAGUGGGUGUGGCGUGUCAAGACGGGACUAUACGGUUCUAUGGGUAUUCUUGGUCUGCAAUUGACAACAGCAAUACACUGCAAUGCCGGGAGGAAUGCACGGUCGUAGUCGACGGUCCCAUCGUGUCGCUUCACCUGCAUGUCCAUGCUGCAGAUUCACCACAUCAAGCACAAGAACAAUCACAAGACAACAACAACAACAAAGACAAUGCGGUAGAAGCUAUCGUUGGGUCGUUGUGUGGCUAUGCGGCUCGAUUCUACAAACCCUCCAUGGAUGUUUUCUCGUGGCAAGGCCCCUUUAUGGUCGCCGAAGGCUUUGGUACAGCCAUGAAUGAUCCAUCAGCAGCAGACGAGCAAGACGAAGAAGACUCUAUCCUGGCCGUGCACGCUUGGGAGGACAAAGUAGCUUUGGGGACCUAUUCGGGGAGAUGCUUGCUCUUUGGGAGGGAUGCUGCAACAGAAAACAACAGCAAGACUGCACACGACGACGACUAUGGGAUGCCGUAUUGGGAUUGUCAACUUCCCGAUCCUAUUCACGGUAUUUGUCCUCUACCAACAACACUAGCAACCACAAGUGGAAGCAAUGAAGCAGGAGGCGCGAUGAGACUCCUCGUAACAACACGAAGAUCCCUGCACAUUUUUCAGGAAGUUCCCAGGGAGUAUGACCCAGAACGAGCCAAACGCAAGCUGGAGAUGCUCUUGUCGCACCAACGGCAACAUGACCGAAAGAAUGUUGUCGGCGGAGCCGCCAACACAACACCCCGCCCAGAAACAACCACAACCACAACGGCAGAUGAAGAUACAAAAGAACAAAGAGAAGCAGACGCAAGCAUGGCUGACGAUGACAUUAAUUCCGCUAAGGAAUCUGAUGUCUCGCCAACAAAGGCACACACCCGUAGUGGUGCCAGUAGCACAGAAGAGACAUCAACUAAAGUAGAAGUAGAAUGAUCGAUUCUUUUGAUACCUAGUUUUUAGAUCCAUCCAAUCCACAAAUAAAUAAAUGCCGUGUGAUUAGUGUGAUAACAGUCUGUGUGAAUGGUUUGCGUCAUUCUUUUUCAUCCUUUCCUACUAAUUCUCCUUUUCGCUAUCUUCGUCUUCUUCGUUGUUCUUAUUUUUCUCUUGCAUGCAGGCGGCAACAUAAUCUCCCUCUUGCCACAAUUUGCCCAGCUUUUUGUGUUUGGCUUGUGCCAUUGUUUUUUCCACAAUCUUGGAAAUAUCGGCUUGUACCUCUUCAAUGGAUUGAGCCGCCGACACGACAUGCCACGGCACUUGCGUGUCCAAUUGCUGCAAUUUCUGAAAUCGCUGUCGGACGCGAAUUUGUAAAUCUUUCGUUUCGUAUCGUUCCUCUCCGUAUCCUCCUCGUUGUUGGGCUUCUUCCUGAGACAAGUCUAGAAAAAUGACGGCGUCGGGAGCGGGCAAUCCCACGUCGGAUUGUUGCACCAUUCCAAGGACAAUGGCUCUCCCGUUGCAGGCUGUUUGGCCGAGGAAAAGGCCACUCCCGAGUAUGCGUAUCGAUCGCAAAUGACGGUUUCCUUUCGGUGGAACAAGUGAUGCUCCAAUUUGUGAGCGCCUUCCCAGCGAUUGGCACUAAAGAGCAAAUGAAUGGCGCGAUCGUCCAGAUCGGUUCCACCUGUCAAGUACUGGUUAAUCAUGGCACCAAUGGCCGUGGUGCGAUCGGGAAAUCGCAUCGCCACGGCGGGAAUGUUGUCCGAGCGCAGUUGGUCCAGUAGUAGUCCGCAUUGCGUCGUCUUGCCACAGCGGUCCACUCCUUCCAUGACUAUAAAGGCGCCGCGGCUGGCAUUAUUGUUAUUGUGGUGAAGAGAGGUAGUAGACGAUACCGCUGCAGCAGCAGCAUUGUUGAUGAGUGGAUUGGUGACGAGCAUCUUGGAUGUUGAAGAGAUAAUAAUAUAAAAUGGUUGUGCGAACACAGCUGCUACCCUCCAAGAAGAAAAUGGCGGCAAUCCCAGACGUUGACGAAAAUGACAAUUAUUUCGUCCGGAGAUUGACUUCAGAGUGAUGGAUUUGGCCAUUGAUUUCUUUCCAUCAACUAACUCACUCAGGACGUAAUAAUGGCAUCAAUUU